AUGUCGAAACAUGCGGACGACCAUCGUAUCGAAUCGAAUCCACUUGUUAUUGAAGAUUCAUUUGAAGGUUAUCCAUUAAAUUAUUUUAACUUACCAUUACACUAUCGUGAUGAUUUGAAAUCAGUUCUGAUUCCAUAUGGACUUGUUCAAGAUCGUAUUGAAGCAUUGGCAAGUCGAAUUUUUUCUGAUUUACAUAUUCAUAUACCAGAGCAACUCAUUUGUAUAUGUGUACUCAAAGGUGGUUAUCGAUUCUUUUCGGAUCUUGUAUCAAAAAUUCAAAAUGAGAAUCGUCUUCGAAAUGAUCGUAGCUUACCAAUGAGUUUAGAAUUUAUCCGUGUACGAAGUUAUGUUAAUGAUCGUUCAUCUGAUCAACUUGAAAUAAUGGGCUUAAGUGAUUUAAAUGUAUUACAUAAUAAACAUGUACUAAUUAUUGAAGAUAUUAUUGAUACAGGAGUUACAAUGGCUGCAUUAAAAACAGAACUUGAAAAAUUUCAACCAAAAACAAUACAUGUUGUUGCAUUAUUUACAAAAAGACGUAGAGAUAAAAAAUGUAUAUUUAAACCAGAUUAUUCAGGUUUUGAAGUACCCGAUCAUUUUAUUGUUGGUUAUGCACUUGAUUAUAAUGAAUAUUUUCGGGAUUUAGAACAUAUAUGUGUUAUGAAAGAAUCAGGUAUUGCCAAGUAUCGACUUACAGGUGGUGAUCAUGUUGAAUAA
Messenger RNA from Rotaria sp. Silwood2, 714 nucleotides. The record is from the annotation of a GenBank genome assembly. Lineage: Eukaryota; Metazoa; Rotifera; Eurotatoria; Philodinida; Philodinidae.